GAGGGCAUUUUCGUAAAUCCAUUCGUGUUAAUUCAUUAAAGCCGAAGCUCGCCAACGCCUUCGCCACUUCAAAAGCAAAAACCCUAGUGUGUGCCUCUGCUCUCCAAACUCUCCCAACCCCGCCGCCCCCCAUCUUUUGCUCUCAGUAGUCUCAGAUCUAAAAGAAGCGGAAAAAUGGUGAGAGUCAGCGUUUUGAACGAUGCUCUGAAGAGCAUGUACAACGCCGAGAAGAGGGGCAAGAGACAGGUCAUGAUCAGGCCUUCGUCCAAGGUCAUCAUCAAGUUCCUUAUCGUUAUGCAGAAGCACGGUUAUAUUGGAGAGUUUGAGUAUGUUGAUGACCAUAGAUCUGGAAAGAUUGUGGUUGAACUCAAUGGGAGGCUGAACAAGUGUGGGGUUAUCAGUCCUCGCUUUGAUGUUGGUGUCAAGGAGAUUGAAGGCUGGACUGCUAGACUUCUUCCGUCAAGACAGUUUGGAUACAUUGUGUUGACAACAUCUGCUGGAAUCAUGGAUCACGAGGAAGCUAGGAGAAAGAAUGUUGGUGGCAAGGUUCUCGGUUUCUUUUAUUGAGCAGAGUAUUAAACAGAUCUUCGUCUUUUUCAAAUUUUGGUUUAGUUUGCUGGGAUGAUUUCAUAGACUUAAUUCCCAAGGCUGGUAUUGAGAGUUUAUUGUACCUGGAUAUGACUUCUUUGUUUUGCUUGGAUUGACCUUCAUGUUAUUGCACCUUCGAUAUUAAUGUUAUUUUGUAUUCAUCAUCA
Rosa rugosa (rugosa rose) is the source of this 755-nucleotide messenger RNA. RefSeq names its product small ribosomal subunit protein uS8z/uS8w. Gene Ontology annotation, molecular function: structural constituent of ribosome. The transcript is spliced from 4 exons. Gene Ontology annotation, biological process: translation. Bases 175 to 567 code for a protein of 130 amino acids. Lineage: Eukaryota; Viridiplantae; Streptophyta; Magnoliopsida; Rosales; Rosaceae. Gene Ontology annotation, cellular component: cytosolic small ribosomal subunit; ribosome. The record is from RefSeq and is a predicted model, not a curated record.